AUGAAUCAGGUUCUCUUAAUUGUCCAAAGGACAUUGGCAUCUCUGCAGUACCACCCAUAUACCCUUUGGCUGUUGGUCUUGAGUGAUUUCAAAACUAUUGUGGUACCAAGUACAAUUUUCGGAAUCACAAACGCCUGGGCCGCGUCGAAAUACGACCCGCAUGUUCCAGCUAUUUUGCUUCCUCCGCAGGCUCUCAUUGAUUCUCCAAAAUCGGUUGGAAGAGCUCUCGCGGCAUUCUUAUGGGUUCUGAUCAACUUGGUUCCAUUCGCCAUCAACAACCAACGGGGUGAAAGGGCGAUUGCCGAGGACUGUUUGAACAAGCCAUGGCGCCCGUUUCCUCGCAGCCAGAUUUCUCACGAGUGGGGCACAAGACUUAUGAUUAUUCUAUAUGUAUUUGCCCCGAUAUAUAGCCUAGCAUUUGCUGGUGGAGUCCGACAUUCUGUGGCUUUGAUAUGGUUAGGGGUGUGGUACAAUAACUGGGGUGGUGCGGACAAGAACCCAGUCAUUCGGAACUUUAUCAAUGGACUAGGAUAUACCUGUUUCGCAUCGGGGGCGAUGGAAGUGGCCUUGGGCGGUUCUUUUCUCCCUCUCCACCCGCUUGGGUGGUCAGGACGGUGGCUUAUUGUCAUCAUCGGGGUUAUUUUCUCCACCGUCCAAUUGCAGGAUAUGUCCGAUCAACCCGGCGAUGCUAAACGGGGUCGACGAACGGUGCCACUAGUAUGGGGUGAUACUAUGGCGCGGUGGACUAUUGCUCUGCCCAUGCUCUGUUGGGGAAUAUGGUGUCCGAUGUUCUGGGGUGUUUCAUAUCUUUGGUUUACCAUCAGCAUGGCAAUGGCUUCGCUUGUGGCCUUAAGGACUCUGAUAGUUCGUUCUGUUCAAGGAGAUAAACAGACAUUUCGACUUUGGAAUUGUUGGAUUGCGGUCAUCUAUAUGCUGCCCCUGUUUUCGGAACAGGACUAA
Molecule: messenger RNA, 960 nt
Organism: Penicillium vulpinum
Lineage: Eukaryota; Fungi; Ascomycota; Eurotiomycetes; Eurotiales; Aspergillaceae
Product: UbiA family prenyltransferase
Exons: 1
Coding region: 1-960 (319 amino acids)
Cellular component (GO): membrane
Molecular function (GO): transferase activity, transferring alkyl or aryl (other than methyl) groups
Source: RefSeq, a predicted model, not a curated record